This is a messenger RNA of Nannizzia gypsea CBS 118893, 1035 nucleotides long. Its product is annotated as zinc finger protein 273. The transcript is spliced from 4 exons. The coding region runs from base 1 to 1035 and encodes 344 amino acids. NCBI's taxonomy places the organism in Eukaryota, Fungi, Ascomycota, Eurotiomycetes, Onygenales, Arthrodermataceae. The record is from RefSeq and is a predicted model, not a curated record. Gene Ontology annotation, molecular function: RNA polymerase II cis-regulatory region sequence-specific DNA binding; DNA-binding transcription factor activity, RNA polymerase II-specific. Gene Ontology annotation, cellular component: transcription regulator complex; PcG protein complex. Gene Ontology annotation, biological process: regulation of transcription by RNA polymerase II.
AUGCCUCGCACACGUAGCUUUCCGUGUUCGUGGGUCUCAUGCAAAAAGGUGUUCAAUCGCAAAUCAGAUCUCUGCAGGCACUACCGGAUUCACACGAACGAGCGGCCGUAUAGAUGCAACUUUCCGAACUGUACCAAAAGCUUCAUCCAGCGUUCGGCGUUGACGGUGCACUCGCGCACACAUACGGGAGAGAAGCCGCAUGUCUGCAACUUUGCAAACUGUAGCAAGGCAUUCUCAGAUUCGUCGAGUCUUGCUAGACAUAGAAGGAUACACACCGGCCGACGACCGUACAAGUGUCUGGAACCGACUUGUGAUAGAAGCUUCUGUCGCAAGACAACCCUCACCAAACACCAAAGCCGUUCACACCAACCAGAGGCCGUCUCGCCGUCUGCGCAAUCAUGCGAGUCAGAGCUCUACUCCCAACAGGCGCAGCAUUCGAUAUCAAUGAUGUCACAGUCGCCGCAAGUACCGCAACACCAACUACAAUCGCAACAGCCUCAGCCGCAGGACCAGCAGCUCCAGUCACAACCGCAACAUUUACAAUCUCAGCCACGGCCACAACAACAUUCCCCUUACCAACAACAGCAUUCACCAAUAAUAGCCGUACCUGUAGCGGACUACUUCCAUGCCCAAGCCCAACCAACAACCGUACACUCCAUCCCCAUCUCCGCAGAACAACCCAUUCUCCCGCCACAGGUGCACUAUGUCACAACGGGCAUGAUCUCAUCCCAGAUCCCCCGUUAUGAUAUCCCAAUCACAACCUCAGCACCCGUCUCCACACCAACGUCUAUGGACCACCUUGCAUACAACCAUCCCAUUUCGGUAUCCAUGCCCCAGCAGCAGCGGAUACAAGCGCCGCAGCCGGUUCCAAUUCCGCACCAGGCGGACGGAGGCUUCCAGGUUCUCCCAGUCGUUGCAGGUGGAGCUGGCGGACAAUACAUGAAGGAAUUCGACCAAAUGAAACAUGGCCAGCAAAGAUUCUUUGGAUCAGCAUACCCAGAUCAAAUGAACUGGGAGUUUUUGGGCUUAAGUUAG